UAAGAUUCCAGGUCCUAAAGUCUCUCAUUUAACAAAAUUUUACAUUGGUGUGAAGCAAAUUAAUGGACAAAGAUGGAAAUGGUUACAAAAUGAAAUCGUUCCAAAAUACGGAAAAAUAGUUCGUAUUUCUCCGGACGCUGUAGUAUUCUCUGACAAAGAUAUCGUUAAACAGUUUUUAGUGACAAACGAAUUACCGAAAAAUAAAAAUUAUGAACGUUUGCGCAUUGAUGAGAAAUACUCAACCUUAUUCACAGCCAGAGAUAAAGAAAUUCAUAAACGAAGGAGACGUGUCCUAUCGCCAGCAUUUUCGAUAAAGCAUCUAUCAUCCUUAGAACCGUUUAUGCACACUUGUAUUAAUGAUUUAAUCGCAAAAAUUAAUGGUGAAAUUUCUAAGGGUGGUGGCAAGGCUGAUAUAAAUAUUCAUUUGUUGAUUCAGUAUAAUGCAUUGGACAUUAUUGGCGAGACUUUAUUUGGAGGAUCAUUUAAAUUGGUAACAACUGGAAAUCAUCCUAUGCCGACUAAAGUGUUUAGUGAACUAAAAAGGAGAGUUCUGAGAAGCCUAUUUCCAUUUUUCAAACCAUUCUUGAAGCAGGAUCCUUAUCUUAUCGAUUUCACCAACAAAAUAUUAAAGCAACGUCGACAAGAAUCAUCGCAAAAAAAGGAUUUGUUACAAAUGAUGUUGGAUACUAAAAAACAUGAAGAUGGUUUAACUGAUUUUGAAAUAUAUGAUCAAAGUAUUGAAUUCUUAAUUGCGGGGAGCGACACAACAAGCUUCACGGCAACAAUGAUAAUGAUAUUGUUAGUCAAACAUCCUAAAAUAUUGGAGAAAUUGGUUAAAGAAAUCGAUGAGGCUUUAGUAGGAAUUGGUCAUGAAGAAGUUCCAACCCAUGACAAAAUAAAACAUCUACCUUACUUAAAUGGGGUUAUUAAUGAAGGGCUUAGGCUCUUCCCUACUAGUAGAGAUUUCGGCCCGGGUAAAGAGGCUACAGAGGAUUUAAUUCUUGGUGGAUAUUUCAUUCCAAAAGGGACAAUAGUGAUAACGAAUACGUUGGCGCUUCAUUUAUCAAAAGAAUAUUGGGGCGAAAACUCUGAAGAAUUCGUACCAGAACGAUGGUUGGAACCUGAAAAAUUGACAUCUGAUUGUUUUAUUCCGUUUUCAGCUG
Messenger RNA from Racocetra persica, 1163 nucleotides. The record is from the annotation of a GenBank genome assembly. NCBI's taxonomy places the organism in Eukaryota, Fungi, Glomeromycota, Glomeromycetes, Diversisporales, Gigasporaceae.